AUGGGAAUAUCUGAAGAAGUGAAGAUAUCCCUGCCGACUGGAGGAGAUGUCAGACUUCCUGUCCGCGUAGCUGCCCGAUGUACUGGAAAAGAACUAGUCGAGCUUUGUUGGGAGGCUAUUCCAGGUUUGAAGCGAGAGGACCAUCUGUUCUGGUCGAUAAGAGUGACGCCGUCACCGAGCUCCAGUCGCGAUGUCGAUUCUGUAUUUACUUGGCUACAGCCUGAUAAGAAGCUCUCUGACCAAGGCAUCAAAAGUCGAGAGCUAGAAUUUGUACCACGGCUUUAUCCAGAGAAACAGCGUGGCUGCCCCCGUGGAAAGGCGAUUACAAAUUACCUGAUGAUUGCGACGAAUCAGGCGACUUACGGAGUAGAGCUAUUCCGUGGCGUUCAUGACAAAAACAAGCACGAGUGGGUGGUUGGAGUCUGUUACAAUGGCAUUCAUCGGUAUCAUGUGACGUCGUUGGAUCAUCCGGACAAGAUCUAUGAUUGGAAAAAGUUGGACAAUCUGUACUUCAAGGAUAAAAAAUUCACAGUGGAAGUGUGCUCCGACGAUCCCAAAACUCCGCGCUCCAUGAGUUGGUACGGCCGCGGUGUCACCAUUCGCGCCCUCUGGAACGCCGCUAUCCACGCGCACAUGAGCUACAUCGACUUGCGACCGAACAAGAAGCUCCGACACGAAUACCCAAAGCUUAUCGAAGAGCUCGAAAAGAAACUGGACAAGCCUUGCCUCGCUGGGGCGAACUUUCAAAUUCCCGACAUUCCGCUAGAGUCUCAAGAUGGCGCUCGAUUGACGAAAAGUCGAAGCUCUGAAGAAAGUCCUGAAAGACGAGCGAAAGAACUCGAGGUCCUCAUCGCACUGAAAUCGAAACGAAGAAUGCUCGAAGAUCAGUAUUUCCAACGCGUCGAACAGCUCAAAUCCAUCAUGCGCCAGGAAGCCCAGCUGACGAAGAUCAUCCCGCCAGAGUUCAAAAAAUACCUGACUCAGGAAGACAAAGAAUUGAACAAAGAAGUCAUCAACCAUGCAAAAACGCUUCAAGAAACGACGUUCAAAUUCGAAGGACUCGACAAGCAAAACGACUCCAAAGACGGCAAAGCGUUGAAGAAGACGAGCUCGGUUACGUCUGUCACGCCUGUGAAUCGAUCUGAUCAAGCACAGGAAGAACUGAGGAGGAUAGCGAAAGAUCUGGGAGUCAAUCAAAAAAUAACAGUUUGUUUAUCAAAGCUCAACAAUAAAAAGCUCGAAAAUGAAUCAAAGAAGCAGACCUACGCCAGGAAAUAUCAAGAACAGCUGUACCGAAAAUAUAAGAACAAAGUCAAUUCGCUCGAGGAGACAAAAACGCAUCUUGAACGAAUCAUCGUCAGCCCGACAAGCCCAAUGUCGCUUUCCCCCGAUCUCCCGAGCGAUUUGAAGAUGUCGCGCAUCUCUCUCGACCGAGGGCGGCACUCGAUCGACGACGUCGGAUCCGUCAGUUCAAGCUCUUCUCUUCCGGAUACUGAUGGUCCAAAUGGCGGUCGAAUGAGCGGCUCGGCUACUCCGCGAUCGGCGCAUUCGACAACCUCCCUCGAAGACGCUGCUUUGAACACUGGUCCUACGAGACAGUACUCGAUUCGUCGCGAAAGUGGAGGGCCAAUUAUUCAGAAUCAUCCCCAUCGACCGCCAUCUCCUUCUUUCAGAGAUGGUUCCUCCACUUCUGACGGCGGAAGCUCUUCCCAUAUUCCGAGGAGAGAUCGCCCACCGCCAGUCCAAGAAAGAACCUCCAGUUUAACUCCCACACUUGCUCGGAGAACUAGCCAACCAUUAUUGAGUUUACCUGACGGAAAUGUCACCCUCCGACCGCCACGAAAGACCUACCAAAACGACAGCGGGGCAACAUUGAGCCGAACUGGGCCGAUCAAGGUUGAACAUCCGGCCAGCGCGAGUGCGAUUAAGACCUUUUCCUCUGCAGAGAUAGAAUCGCGCUACUGCUCGAACAGAGGCGCCUCAGCAACAAUGAGCCGGGGUUACUCGGAUUAUCAAAACAAUCAAAAUACGAACAAUCAAAAUCAUUACUUCUACGGGGAGGCGUCUGGUCAAUACAUGCACCCUGGCUAUGGCGCCAUGCCCAGAGCUCCUACGGAAUUCGACGCCCUGUCGGAAAUGAGCUUCGGCUCUGAAGCAAAUGUAAAUAACAUUCAAUCGCGAAAACACAUUCGGCAAUUGCUGCACGAACAUUUCACCAACAACAGCUCCACCAACCGCUCCAAUCAUCACGCCGCUGCUCCAUCGUCCUAUCAACCUACCUAUCAACGCAUCGCUGUCAACAGAACGAGGUCCAAAGAAACUAGUUCAAGAGACACUUUCGAACCUGCCCACCAUGAUUACAGAGAAAUGGUAUGCGGUAGUUUGGGAUACGGAGUCUCAGAUUCUGGCACUGAAGCUGCUAAGCGUCGCGAAAUUCUUCCAGAAGCUUCUGCUCCCAAAACAACUGGUCUGCGAAACAAUGUCCGGAGCGCCCUUCAAAGCCAAGUUCUAAAAUCAAACACUAACACUAUUAAUAAUCACAACACGCCUAACAGAAACUCGAUUCUAUCUAACUACUAUUCGCUUCCUCGAAAUCCGAAUCUUAAUCGCUCUUUUGAAGCGGAUGCCAAAACAGAGCUCGAUCAAUUUGAACGAUCCUUCGAAGCUGAAGAUCUUCUAAAAUCGAGUCCAGAAAAAAGUACAGAAGGAAUAAUCAUUCCUGGAAGCACCUUAGAUCUGAGAUUUUCAAAAGACGGUUAUGUUAAUAUGAGUCUUUAUUUGUCGUUUUGCGCAAAUUACGAUGUGAUGGAAGAUUUGUUCACAUUGCAGCAAGAAGCGGAAAAGCAACGAAAAGUUGAGUACGAUGCAGCGCUCAGGAUUCAAGCAUGGUUUCGCGGAAAUCGCAUCAGAAAGUACAUGCGAUUUUUGCACGAGACCGCUGCGAAAAUCCAGUCAACUUUCCGCAUGUUCGCUCAAAGAAAAAGAUAUUAUGUAAUGGUCAAAGAAGCUCUAGUACGUCAAAAAGAAGCAGAAGCUCACAAAGCAGCUGCCAAAAUCCAGACGAUUUGGCGAGGAUAUUAUACCAGAAAAUAUGUUCAUAAUUACUACGCUCGAAAGCAUUAUCUUUUGGCAGUGGAAGAGAAAAAUAAAGAAGUAAGAGAGCAACUUGCUCGAUUUGCGGCGAAGCAGAAGGAGGCAAAAGAGCGAGAAGAAAGAAUCAAACUUGAAGAAGAAAAGAUUCUUCUUGCGCGCAAGAAUCACUACAUGAUGAGUACCUAUCAACAAAAUGGUGUUUUUGCAUCUCCUUGGUUUCCAAACAGCGGGUUUGAAGACCUCAUGGCCCAAGUCCCUCCACUAAGCAAAGAGGAACGAAAACAGCUGAUGAAAAAUGGAAAAGAAAGUCCAAGAGAGCUGCCUCCUUUAAAAAAGGUGGUUCCUCCGAGACUGCAGGGGCCGUUUAGGGAGCCAAUGAUGGUCCAUAAUCAGAGGUACAGGGCUCUUUCGCCGACUCUUCGAGUUGCUACGAGCAUCAACAGCGUCAAGGAAGAACAGACCAAGGAGAAGCAACGACAAUGGAUUAGGAGGAUUCAUGAUGACCCCAUGAAAUUCUCGAUGGACAAAGACAAAUACGUCCCCCUAAUUCAUACGAAGGAAAAGUUCGACCGCAAGCUGUACGGUCAAAAAUCCUUCCGCGAAGAAAAGGAAAACUCGACUGCAUUCAAAACGGUCGUUCCCGCGAUUCCGCUGUUCGACAAGUUCGGCAAAGAAAGAUCAGCGACUCUUACAAAUUGA
Messenger RNA from Oikopleura dioica, 3792 nucleotides. The record is from the annotation of a GenBank genome assembly. NCBI's taxonomy places the organism in Eukaryota, Metazoa, Chordata, Appendicularia, Copelata, Oikopleuridae.